Doryrhamphus excisus (bluestripe pipefish) is the source of this 2255-nucleotide messenger RNA. RefSeq names its product MANSC domain containing 1 (gene mansc1). NCBI's taxonomy places the organism in Eukaryota, Metazoa, Chordata, Actinopteri, Syngnathiformes, Syngnathidae. The record is from RefSeq and is a predicted model, not a curated record.
AUUUCACGGUUCGGUACGGUACCCGCACACCGGUACCGGGCGGCUCAUUCUCGCGCCGUUUGCCGUCAACCGGCUCACGAGACCCGCAAUUCCAGCGCGAUUUGAGGCCAUUGAAACCAGGCUGCUCUUUGUUGUCGGAUUCUAACGUUCGUUGUCAGGCCGGCCUCGUCCAAACGUCUCUGGGGCGUUAAACCGUCGGUUCGGGAGCAACGCCGGUUCCGAGAAACCCAACACGAAGAUGUUUAAAUGAUGAAAGUCAUCGUCAGCUACAUGCUAGUUAGCUAGCUGUGUCAUGUGUGGUGUUUACAUUGUUUGUUUCCUGUGGCAUCGGUGGACUUUAAAUGCCCAGACAAGGACAAGGUCCAUCCCGGUAGCCCAGGGAUUAGGACACACGGAACCGAGAUAAGGACAAUUCACGCCGUGCCAGUCUAAAGUCCCGUUCUAUGGACUUUAAGACUGAAGGGUUCUUGGUUCCCAAGGAGGCGGCUGCGUGUUCUGUUCUGCGGUUCUUCCUUGAAAGACUUUCCAGAGCAUCCGUGGACCUUCUCCCGCCAUGACUCGCACACUUUGGAGGAUGCUGGGCCUGCUUGUGGUCGUGGUCGCGGCGGGGGCGGAGCCAGACACGUGUUUCUCCAGACAGCACCAGGGCGCCAUGGUGGAUGUCCGACGGGCCUUAAACAGAACGGGCGCCGCCAUGGAGGCCCGCGCGGUCCGCUCGGAGCAGGACUGCGUCCUGGCCUGCUGCUCUCUGCAGGUGAAGCCAGGCGCCAGGUGCAACAUGGCGGUCUUCAAUGCCAACAAGAGCGGCGGCGAGGACAACUGCUUCCUGUUGCACUGCCCCCGCGAGCAGGACUGUCUGCUGCGGGCGCAGCCGGGCGUGCGCACCUACGACAUCUACAAAGGCGUCCUUCAUACGGCCACGGUUAGGCCCGGCGCCGUGACGACAACCGCCGCACCGCCGCCUCCUGCCCCCGCCGCGCUCACCACGACUCCGGGCGUCACGGCCACGCCCACAAAGAGGUGGAGCAAGACCAGCAAGAAGCAAAGUAAAACCAGCAGGAAGGGGAAAGGUCAUGUGACCGCCCACAACACGACCACGGCCGCCGUGACGGCGAGCGAGGAUGCGCUCGUGACGACCUCGACUCCUCCCACCACCACAUCGACUCCUCCCACCACGACAUUGACUCCUCCCACCACUUCUACUACUCCUCCUCCAACCACUACCACUACUACUACUACUACUACUACUACUACUACUACUACUACCACCACCUUGGCUCCUCCCACUUCAAUAUCCAUCACCUCCAUGGCUCCUCCCACCACUACCACUUUUACCAUGGCUCCUCCCACCACUACCACUUUUACCAUGGCUCCUCCCACCGCUUCCACUUUUGCCAUGGCUCCUCCCACCACCAUGUCCACUGCAGCUGAGGCUCCUCCCAUCACGACGGCCUUGACGACAGCGGCCCCUCCCAUCACCCCUCCUCCGCACACGACUGUGGCGCCGCCCACAUCAACCAGCAGAGCAUCUGCGAGUCAGGAUGCGGUCAUCGACCCUCACGUGCUGACCGACCCCGCCCUCCAGAACAGGGCCAUCGGUCAGAGCAAAGCGGCGGCCGGGGGGGCUCUGAGAAGCGGCGCGGUGGCGUUCGUGGUCCUCGGCAUCGCCGCGCUGAUGGCGACCCUGGCGGUUGGCGGCCGCAAGGCGAUGGAGUCGUUCGACAGACGGCAUUACACCAGACUGGAGCUCAAUGACCUGCACUAUGACGUGUGACCCCCCCACCCCACACCAUUAGGGGCGUGGCCAGGGAAGAUCAGAAUGAGGGGUGUGGCUCCAUCAGUUCCAGAGGGACUGUCCGGACAAAAGGGAGUGAACAGCAAUACUUUGGUCCUCAGGAAGCUUCUUAAUCAAUCGACUUGCAUGUCUUCUUUUUACACUUUACACCACGCAGUUCUUUACUAGCUGCUGCAUUUUCCAACGACUUGUUUUCCCUCGCCCAAACACUGGCGUGCACGACUCAUAUGGCGUGCACUAUUUUGCUACCUGUUUGUAUCGAGCUGCUGUAGCGCCGUCCCGCCGCCAGGCGGCAGCAGCUGACCGCAUCACUUCUGUUAUUUUUGUUAUUCCUGUUUUUUCUUCUUGUUUUUCACUGCCGUUUGGUUGUUUUUAGUUCUCGUAGCCCAAGUGAUGCUUUGGGUACGUUUGGAAAUGGGUGUUAUCUUCUUGUAAACAUUAAAAAAUGUGAUUUUUGGAA